Messenger RNA from Acanthochromis polyacanthus (spiny chromis), 4133 nucleotides. RefSeq names its product retinoic acid receptor beta-like. Lineage: Eukaryota; Metazoa; Chordata; Actinopteri; Pomacentridae. Gene Ontology annotation, cellular component: transcription regulator complex; nucleus. The record is from RefSeq and is a predicted model, not a curated record. Gene Ontology annotation, biological process: regulation of transcription by RNA polymerase II; retinoic acid receptor signaling pathway; cellular response to corticotropin-releasing hormone stimulus. Gene Ontology annotation, molecular function: zinc ion binding; RNA polymerase II cis-regulatory region sequence-specific DNA binding; nuclear glucocorticoid receptor binding.
GUUUUCCCACAGAAUUGAUACUUUCACUGAAGAAAGGUAGCCGUGUCGUGGUUUCCACCGCCGCUGCUGGUGAUGUCAGACGGGGCUGGGUCAUGUGAAGGGCAGCAGCGGAUGAGGUUCACCAAGAGUUCAGCCGCAUACAUUAGGUAACACCAUCGGUCGCUGUGACAUAACUAGUAUGAAGAAGGCUGAGUUGAGACAUUCGUCAAUGGAGAAGAGAUAAGAAGACAUACUACAAACUUUGUUAUGCAAAAAACGCUCCAGACCUUAAUGUUUGGAAUCGCUGCGCUCUGCUGGAGGAGUCCGCCGGCUGCGCGUCAACAUGCAAACACUUUGUGAGCGUCUGUGGGAAAUGUAGGUCUGACCCUGCGCGCACAAACAGUGUGAUCAUAGACUGUGUGAUACAGGCAUGCUUUACUGUUUAAUGACGUUUGCAUCAAGUAGCCCAUAAACUGCAGCGGUGCGAACUCAGAUAGAAACCACCCUGUUUGGAGGAUUUUACGCGCGCCCACCACCUCCACACGGACUUCGCUGAGAGCCCAGCAAGAAUCAUGUUUGAUUUUAUGGAAUUUCAAGCUUUCGGUCCCGGAGAAAUCAUUGACUUCUACAGCACUUCCAGCCCUGCCUGCAUGCUGCAGGAGCAGGAGCAGGAUUUGGCGGAUUUCUUCCCUGAGCUGAUCGAGUCGGACUGGCAGGAGCACCGGUGCUCGCAAUGUAGUGGAAGCCAGAGCUCCAACUCUAGCUCGGAUGAUCUGCUUCACCAGCCCCCAUCCCCACCUCCACCUCCACGCACUUACAAGCCCUGUUUUGUGUGUCAAGACAAGUCCUCGGGCUACCACUUAGGGAGUCAGUCGCCCUGUGAAGGCAUUGCGAGAGGUAACGGCUUCUUCCGCCGCAGCGUGCAGAAAAACAUGGUGUACACCUGUCACCGCGACAGAAACUGCAUCAUUAACAAGAUCACAGGAACCGCUGUCAGUUACUGUCGGCUGCAGCGGUGCUUCGCUGUGGGAAUGUCCAAAGAAUUUUCCCUCAGCGGUGAGAACGACAGAAACAACAGAAGGAAGGGGAAGAAGGAAGCGGUGAAAAUGACCGUUAUGGAGACAUACGAGCUGACGGCAGAGCUGGGCCUGAUCGUGGAGAAGAUCUGCAGGGCUCACAGAGAUACCUUCCCCUCCCUUUGCCAGCUGGGAAAAUACACCACAGCCUCCAGUUCAGACCACAGGAUCCAGCUGGACCUCGGGCUGUGGGACAAGUUCAGCGAGCUCGCCAACAAGUGCAUCAUCAAGGUGGUGGAGUUUGCCAAGCGAGUCCCCGGCUUCACCGGCCUCACAAUCGCUGACCAGAUCACUCUGCUCAAAGCUGCCUGCCUUGAUAUCUUGAUUCUGAGGAUUUGCACUCGCUACACUCCUGACAAGGACACAAUGACCUUCUCUGAUGGAUUGACUUUGACCCGCACUCAGAUCCACAACGCAGGAUUCGGACCGCUGACGGAUCAGGUUUUCACUUUUGCUGGGCAACUGCUGCCACUAGAAAUGGAUGAAACGGAAAGCGGGCUCCUCAGUGCCAUUUGUCUCGUCUCUGGAGACCGCCAGGACCUGGAGGAGCCGUCGAAGGUGGAAGUGCUGCAGGAGCCACUGCUGGAGGCGCUGAAGAUCUACUCCCGUAAGAGACGACCAAGCAUGCCCCUUAUGUUCCCCAAGGCCCUCAUGAAGAUCACUGACCUGCGCAGCAUCAGCGCUAAAGGAGCUGAGCGAGUGGUGACACUAAGGAUGGAGAUCCCCGGCUCCAUGCCUCCACUGAUCGAGGAGAUGUUGGAGGAUCUACAGAACCUGGAGAAACAGCAGAAGUCAGUCACCAUUCAGCACAUGCACAACUCCUCUACUUUCUCGCUCUGAAUCUGCUCUAAGAACUUGUCUUCCCUCCAAGAGAAAUUAUUAACAAUAUAAUGUACAGAUGCAGUUCAGAGGGUUACUAGUUUCUUACCUCACUUAAUGUCCAGAGUCUCCCAGUGAAUAUUUAGAACUCUAUCUGCAGACAAGUCAGAGAAUUCAGUUUAACCAUUUUUUUCCAAAAAAGUUCAUGUCUCUUAACUCAAAUCCUGCUUCAAAAGAAGAACAGGAGACUCGUGCAGUAAUGUUUUAAUCUCGACUUCUGUUUUCAUGAACCUUGCAACAUGACCACUGAGAAUCACUCUCAGCCUUUCUUCAGUGUUUCUGGUUUUUAAUAUAUUUAUAUGUGCAUGAGAUACCACAUGGAUUCAUACUUUACCUCAUUUAGCAGUAGCACUCGUAAGAUAGUGAACAUAUGGAAGUUUUUUUAACUUUAUACACAAAAAGUCAAAGUCUACUGUUUGUCUCAUAUGUUUGUGUAAAAAGAAAAGGGAAACGUAAAUGCAAAAAAAAUACUUAUAAAUGCGAAUGUUCAUAAUUGACUGUAACAAAGUUCACAUACUAAUGUAACUCAGUUGAUAUGGGAAGAAUUUUAGUAACAGAUAAGUCCAUUGAAUACACUAUUGUGUUUGCUUGUUGCUCAGUGAAUGUCAGAGUUUUUGCUGGAAAUUAACUUGUUUCACUGCAUCAAAUAGUAAAUAGUUAUACACAGAUAGCAGGUAAAUGAUAAUAUACAACUUUAUAUAUUAUUUCACUUUAUAAAUGGAACUUGCCAUUCCAUAUUGUCAGAGAGUAUUUUAGCUGUUAUUGGGGCUAUUAUUGUUAAAACACUGAAACAAUCCUGUUGUUGUUUCUUGAUUAGGAUUUUAUAAAGACAUUUUCAGCAUUGGUCUACUGCUCCAUGCACUACACUGAAAUAUCUCAACAUGAAAUAAUCUCGAUGAUCCUGCAGCAUUCCUAGUAGCACCAUCCUCAUGUCCAAACAAGUUGUCCUUUGUGCUGAUUAACGAAUGUCAGUUGUUAGAUUUUUGCUCCUGUCACAUUUUACUCACUGUGAGACUGUUUUUCACUGCAAUAUACAGUCUAGUACCUUUUACGGAAACAACACAAUUAUGACUAGAAGUAGAGAGAACUCUAAAAUAUCUUCUGUACAUCCUAACAAAGUUUCAAUCAUAACUUGUUUAAAAAGAAACAAAAAUUUAAUUUGUUAUUUUAUAAAAAACUGAAAAAUGUGGAAUUAAUAUGUUCAAUAAGUGCCCACAAGUGUUACUAUUACUGAAAAAAUGCAGACUCUACAUAAUAGAAAUAUGUUACUGUUUACAUUUCAUUGGUUUCCAUACUUGUCUCCUCUCUGUCUGCGUAAACACUGCCUCCUGUUCAACCACAUUCAGUUUUUGUCAGGUGACUGCUGGUUGCAGCCUGGUCACGAUUUCUCGGUUCUGCUGCACAGCGCCAAAUUGUUUGCAGUCUUUGGCAAACAGUUUACUUUUGGCUAUUUUUAAAAUGAGGCCUGUAGAAUGACUUAAUUUUGCUUACAUUUAAGUUCAAGCUUAUAUUUGUUUACUUUUACCAACAAAACUGCACAUCACACAUGAUGAGGUCAACAACCAUCGGAGAGCUUGAAAUCUGAGGAUUCUUUGUUAUUAUAGCUUCGUGGUUUGAUAAAUGAUUUAAUUUUAGCAUUUUUUCUAAAAAAUGAACAUGCCUUUCAUACCUGCCGGCGGGUUUUGGGUUCCGGGGGGGGGGGGGGAAAGCGUUAAGGGUGAUAAACUAAAAUCAAAAUGCUUAUCGACCAGCUCACCCCUCAGCAGCCAUUUUAUGACCUGAACCCUGUCUACAUAAAUGGGUAGAGCCAUGACUGAAAUUUCAAUGAUCACCAGGACAUAAAAUUGUAUGUGUAGAGUUAAUUUUUCUUGGAUACGCAUUGUACUAUGGGAAUUUAAAAAAAAUAGAUUAUAGGAAUUAUGUGGUCUGAAAUCUCAAAUGUCUGAUAGAAUCUGACAAGUAGGAAUGAAAUCUUAAAUGUUUUUUUGCUUUAAAAUGUACAUGCUUUGAACUGACUGUUGUAAACAAACAUCCUGUACUGUAACAACUCACAUGUGCCUGAUGUAAAUGUGCCAGCAUCUUCCAUACCUUUUACAUUUUUACAUGUUCUGUAUAUACAUAUGGCCAUUUUUCACAUUGGGACAUGACUAAACACAUUUCAUACGUUUGCGUUGGUCUAUUAAAGCCUUGUGUACUGAG